Symphalangus syndactylus (siamang) is the source of this 679-nucleotide messenger RNA. Its product is annotated as myosin heavy chain IB-like. Lineage: Eukaryota; Metazoa; Chordata; Mammalia; Primates; Hylobatidae. The record is from RefSeq and is a predicted model, not a curated record.
AUGGGACCGGUGGGGGCGACCGAGCCGCUCGCCUGCCUCUGGACUCGCGGGCGAAACCGCCGCGGAGCUGGGGGCGCUGGCGCGAGCCCCGCCCCGCUCGGGUCCGGCCCCGCCCCUGGCCCGCCCCCCGCGCCGUCGGGCCCGGGGGCGGGGCGGGGCGGGGGCGGGGCGGGGGCGGGGCCGGCCCCUCUGCGCGCGCGGACACCUGGAGACUUGUACCCGCCCGCGGGGAGGUGGCGAGAGGGGCGCGGUUCGCCCGGGGUCGCGCACGUUGUCGGAGUCCCAGCGGAUACCGCCUGCCGGGGCCGCGCCCCGCUCUGCCCACGCCCCGCGCUGGACAGGAUGGAUUUCCGCUCGAUGCAGGGAGGAGCCGCCCUGCAGGCAGGAAUUGCUUGGAAAAGAGAGGAAAACUUCAGAUCUCACUUUUAUGUGCCCCGACUCAAGAGUUUCAGAUUUUCCAGAAUAUUUAAGUGAUGACCAGUGCUCCGAUAACCGUGUUGGAACAUGAAGCAACCUUGAAGAUGAAAGCUAUGCACUUAGAAUGAGGAGUAGAAACUUAAACACUAAGGACCAAGAAACAGCGACACUAAUUCUGAACUCUAUUACAGGACUUCUUUUAAAUGAAAAAAAAAGAAAAAUAUCUUCCUUGUGCACAUGUACCCUAAAACCUAAAAUAUAA